CCUUCAAAGUGAAGCAUCCAAAACCUACAAUUCUUCAUCUCAUUCUCACCUCACAAAUAUAACGCAUAUUAAUAUGUAAUAUCUCUCUCUCUUAGGGUUUUAUCUAUUUAUUUUUUAUAUUUUCUAAUUUAUUUUCAAUAAAUAUAAAAAUGGCUAAGAAGAGAAAAUCCGAUGCCACGCGCCUUGAUGAGGUUGACCGGAGCAUGUACACCAGCUUUUCUAGCGCUGCAAACUCCCUCUCCCAGCUUUACACUCAGGCCAUGAACCACCAACGCCUGUCCUUUCAGGCCGGUGAACGUCACGCUCUGGAGAAGCUCUAUCAAUGGAUUCUGAGGCAGCAAGAAGAAGGGUCAAGGGCGACAACCGGUGAUAUACUUUCUUAUUUGCAGAAUGAGCUCGAAGAUGGAGAGGAGCCUCCAAUGUCCCCAAGGUUGCCAUUGCAGCACCCACACUCCCAAACUGCAAUACAAUUGAACAAUUUAGGUGCCCCUGUUUCCUUCAAUCCAUUUUCAUCUGCAAUCAUUGGGCAGGGAGUUCGAUCUGGUGAUAACCAAGUUAAGAACUCUGUUUUCUCAAAUGCCCUCUCGAGCCCUGUUCGUCGGAGCCUUCAGCACUACCACUUGGCACAGGGUGGUUAUAAUUCAAACAAUGUUUUACCAUCUGUAAACGGACAAUGCAAUAACGAGAACCAUUCUCAUCAACAAAACAGGGAUGGCAAUACCCCCAGCUCAAAUGACUCUAUGGACAUGCAUGCUGAUGGUCCUGGCCAUGUUUUUCCGUAUUAAAUCUGUUUGGUCAAUAGUAGGAUAUUGUAUUUUUUCUUCUGGUGAAAGUUUAUUGUGUGGUUAAAAAUCCUGGAAUCCUCUUCAUUUAUAGUGCAAAUUCAAUUCUUGAGUUUUAAUUAUUAUA
Durio zibethinus is the source of this 909-nucleotide messenger RNA. RefSeq lists its product as uncharacterized. The record is from RefSeq and is a predicted model, not a curated record. NCBI's taxonomy places the organism in Eukaryota, Viridiplantae, Streptophyta, Magnoliopsida, Malvales, Malvaceae.